UAACACCCAAUUGUACGGGUAUUAUAUGGUACACCCGAUUGUACACAAGUUUUUUGUGUUUACGUUGUAAAUGGUAUUUUAAGUUCUGAGCGUAAAAUUUACACUUUCCUUUAUAUAUAAAUUGUUCAUUCUACUUCUAAAGCCAUUUUCCCCUUAACGUUAUAAAAUGAUUUUCUAAAACUAUAUUCUCAUGGACUUGAUCAAUGGCUGGUUUCUUUUGCACGAUUACAGCAUCCAAAAAAAAAAAAAUCCGGCGUUGCUUAGAAUGGCUGAACCAAAAGCUUCCAAUCACCUGUUGAUUGAUAAAGAAAAAACAUUAAAGGGGCGUUUCCCAUCUAUCAUUUAAGCUAAUUUUGUUUAAAUUCAUUUCUCAUUAAAAAUGUAAGAUUUAAAUAAUUUAAUAAUGAGGAUAAAAAUACUAGUAUCAAUUAUGAAAAAUAAAUACUCCCCUCUACAUAUGGAGGAGGAAAGGAAAUUAUGGCGCUACAAUGUUGGUGAACCCAAAUUUCAAAAAGAAGAGAAAGAAAAGGGGUUGUAAAAGUCAAAAAAGUGAAACUAAAAUCAUGGAAUUAUAGCUGUAGCCGAUCAUUAACUUUGUCUUAUAGAAAAGCUAAGGCAGACACACAUAGACAGACCGCUUCGAUGGGUGUGUAGACUGCAACUUUUACCCUAAUUGUGGGACUAUGUGUUGUAGUGAAAGAAGCAUUUAGCAUUGGAUGAAAAACUAGUUAGUCAAAUGAUGUCAGUUUACUGUUGUUUAGCAUUGCAUUUCUUGACAAAACUCAGCAUUUACAAAACUGGUGAAGCUAGAGUUGGCUAAUCUGUGAUUUGAACUCCAUUCAUAAAAGAUACUAGUAUUUCUAUAAUUUUGUGUAUUGCAUUGGCAUCUACACAUGCCAUGACUCUUAUGUGUGAAACCUGCUGCUGGCUUUAGAGCUGUCUGUCAGAAUAAGUGAAGAAAAUAUAGUCAUCACUUUUGUUGCAACCUCCAUAAUUCCCAUUUCUUUUCUUCAUCAAGAUUCAAGAAUAUGUAGAGAAAACAGACCCUAGUUCAAAUAUAGUAGUAUAACAAUGUCACCAUUCUUGAUGAAGCCAUUAUUACUGUAUUUCUCCCUUGUGACUGUCACCACCACUUCUCUGCUGCCAUUUUCUUCAUCAGUCGGAGCCGGAGAGGAGGGGGUUCCCUCCUCUCCGGCUUUCUACGACGCGUUCCAGCCAUCUCCGGAGACGUCGCUCGCACCCAACAACUUGGAUGGACAAGAUUUGGACCCAACACUUGUGUUAGCUCCAAGGAGAACUUACAGAAAAGACCCUCUUGAUCACUUUCAAAUGUACACUGCUGGCUGGAACCUCACUAAUCGCCAUUACUGGGCUUCUGUGAGUUACACUGCUGCCCCCUUUUUUGCUAUUGCUGCAAUCUGGUUUGUUACCUUUGGGAUAUGCUUAUCUCUCAUCUGUCUCUGCUACUGUAUCCGCCGUCGAAAGGAGCCCUUUGCUUAUUCUCCAAUUGCUUAUGUUCUCUCUCUCAUCUUCAUCCUACUGCUUUCCAUUGCUGCAGUAAUCGGAUGCGUUGUGUUGUACACGGGGCAGGAGAAGAUGUACAGCAGCAUCAUUGACACUUUGAAUUAUGUGGUGAGUGAGGCAGAUGAAACAUCUGAUACUCUAAGGAAUGUGUCCCAACAUCUUGUUGCAGCCAAGCAAACCACCGUUGUUCAAGUUUCUCUGCCGCCUACUGUCCAAACAGACAUCGAUCAACUUCAGGGCAUGCUCGAGGCUUCAGCUACAACGCUAGCCACUAAAACGGAAGAAAAUUCACGAGACGUGAAGAAACUAAUGGAUUCAGUGAGACUGGCUCUUAUCCUACUCACAGCUUCCAUGCUGCUUCUAAUCCUCCUCGGAUUUGUGUUUUCAACGCUCGGCAUGACAGUUCCUGUAUACAUAGUGGUGACAGCAGGGUGGAUUCUUGUGACAGCAACUUUCAUUCUCUGCGGCAUUUUCCUACUUCUCCACAAUGCAACAGGAGACAGUUGCAGAGCGAUGAUGCAGUGGAUCCAAAAUCCGACUGCUCACACGGCUCUAGACGACGUCCUGCCCUGCGUCGACAGCGCCACUGCCCAACAAACCUUAGCCAAGAGCAAGCAAGUAACGUCUCAGUUAGUGGACUUGAUCAACACUGUCAUUACCAAUGUCUCUAACAUCAACUUCGCCUCCAACUUCGUGCAACUCUACUUCAACCAGUCCGGCCCUCUUCUCCCAACCCUCUGCAAUCCCUUCCGUCCCGACCUCUCCGACCGCCCUUGCUCCCCCGCUGAAGUCGACCUCCACAACGCCACUCAGGCGUGGAGUGGCUACGUGUGUCGUGCAUCGCCCAGUGGCAUCUGUUUAACGACGGGGCGUCUGAGCCCGAAUCUCUACUCUCAAUUUUCUGCAACCGUGGAUGUGUGCAACGGCUUGUACCAGUACAGUCCCUUCCUCAUCCAACUCGAAGAUUGCAGUUAUGCGAGGCAGACGUUCAUGGAUGUCGAGACCGGCUACUGUCCCGGGCUCGAAAAAUACAGCCAACGGGUGUAUGUUGGGCUGGUGAUGGUGGCCACUGCAGCGAUGCUCUCGCUAGUGUUUUGGGUGAUAUAUGCAAGAGAGAGGCGCCACCGCCACCGCCGCCGCCGCCACCACAGCCACGCCAGAGGCAGCAAAGGGGAUAACCCAAGAGGUUUUGUGUAUGCCAAAGAUGGAGAUAAGCACAAAUAGUGCUCACUUUCUUCUUCUUUAAGAUAAACUUGUUCUUGAUUUGCAGUUAAUCUCUUCUUUUUCUUGUUAAGAUGAGAAACUUGUAGUCGUUAACUAUGCUGGAUUUUGAAUUAGUACAAAAACUCUGUAUCCCACAAUGACA
Salvia miltiorrhiza (redroot sage) is the source of this 2890-nucleotide messenger RNA. RefSeq lists its product as uncharacterized. Gene Ontology annotation, cellular component: plasma membrane; plasmodesma. The record is from RefSeq and is a predicted model, not a curated record. The coding region runs from base 1072 to 2748 and encodes 558 amino acids. NCBI's taxonomy places the organism in Eukaryota, Viridiplantae, Streptophyta, Magnoliopsida, Lamiales, Lamiaceae. The transcript has 8 exons.